Drosophila bipectinata is the source of this 10256-nucleotide messenger RNA. It is a transcript of the gene apolpp, whose product is annotated as retinoid- and fatty-acid binding glycoprotein apolipophorin. NCBI's taxonomy places the organism in Eukaryota, Metazoa, Arthropoda, Insecta, Diptera, Drosophilidae. Gene Ontology annotation, biological process: lipid transport. Gene Ontology annotation, molecular function: lipid carrier activity. The record is from RefSeq and is a predicted model, not a curated record.
AAACCCGAUUUAAUUCGAAGUAAGUGGUGAUCGGAUUCGCUUGUUACUCGAAUUUAAAACGCGUCCGCAGUUAUAUGUGUUUUUAAAAUUAACAAAUACAAUAAUCGGAGAAAAAUAUAAAAAUUGACAAAGCAUACGUCGCAAAAGCCUAACAUGGCGGCUGGGAAAAAUUGCAGCUUUGGAUUUUUUUUGCUUGCAUUAAUUAUGCUUGCAGCAAAUUCUGAUGGCACCUGCAAUAUUAGAUGUCCCAAGUCGGAUAAUGGAUUGCUGAAGUACACUGUCGGUAACUCCUAUGAGUACUCUUUCGACAGUAUUUUAACCGUUGGUCUAAAUGCUGGAGUUAUUAGUGAGGCAGAUGAUACAAGUCUUAAAAUAUCAGGAGUGGCAAAAAUAUUCUCAAAAGGAAACUGUGGAUACUCCUUACAGCUCACUUCAGUAAAAGUUUCUAAUACAAAAGAGUCCAUGGAAAAAAAAAUUCUAAACGGCAUUCAGAAGCCUAUCGAUUUUAUUUUAGCUAGUGGAGAAUUAGAACCUCAAAUUUGUACUGAUUCUAACGAUUUGGAAUAUUCUGUGAACAUAAAGCGUGCUGUUAUUUCGCUGUUUCAAUCGGGAACAAAUACAGAAAAUGAAGUUGAUGUGUUUGGCCAGUGCCCUACUCAUACCUCAAUCUUAAAAUCGGGUGGAAUCGAUACCAUUACAAAAGUGCGAAACUUGAACAGCUGUGCCUAUCGUGAACAAAUUAAUAGUGGUCUUAUUUCUGGCGUGGUUAACGAAAAAGCGGGUAUUACAUCAAGUUUGAUUUUGCAAGCAAACUAUGCUAAAGAGUUAAAAAUUAUAAACAGUGUUGUAGAAAGUGUGCAACUCACGGAAACAUAUAAAUUUGUUGGGUCCACUAAAGGAAAUUCUGAUAUCAGCGCAAAAGUUUUCACAAGCAUUAAACUAAAAAAUGCGUCUGGGGCCAAGAGCACUUUACCACCCAGUGGAACUACUGUUAGAAGCAUUAUGUACCAAAAACCAGAGACAUACUCGUCAAAAAACAUUAAUUCCCUUAAAAAUAUUUUAAAUGAGCUCGUGAAUUCUAUUAGCGACUAUGUUAAAAUAGAUAGUGCAAAAAAAUUCGUUGAGUUUAUUCGUUUAUUGCGUCAUGCAGACGUUGAGACCUUAUUAGAAUUAUCUGCAUUUCCACACCCGAACAAAGUUUUGGCCCGAAAAGUUUAUUUGGAUGGGCUAUUUCGUACAAGCACUGCAGAAGCCGCUCGAGCUAUUUUAAAACAAUUUGGAAAAUUUGACGACAAAGAAAAAUUAAUUGCUGCUCUAUCACUUAAUCUAGUAAAAAAUGUUGAUAGGGAAACUCUUAAUCAAGCUGCUUCUCAAUUAACGCCAAGUGCACCUAGCCAAUUAUAUCUUUCGAUUGGUAGCUUAGUUGCCGAUUUUUGUUCUAAAAAUGUAUGCCAUGGAGUAGAAAUUGAGCCUUUAAUUAAAAAAUUUGUAGAUGGUCUUAAAAGUUGCAAAGCCAAUACAAAAAAAGAUGAAGAUCGCAUUGUGUCAAUUUUGAAAAGUAUUGCGAACACAAAAACAAUAAGCUCUAAUAUAGUAUUUGCUUUAAAUGAGUGCGCCUCCACAGGCAGAUCUAAUCGUAUACGUGUGUCUGCUUUGCAAGCUAUUGCUAGUAUUGGGUGCGAUAUGAACCUACAAUCGAAAUCAUUGGAAUUGCUUCGAGAUUAUAACGAAGAUUCAGAGAUACGUAUAGAAGCCUAUUUAGCGGCAAUUUCAUGUCCAAAUGCAGACUUAGCUAACAAAAUUUCUGAAAUUGUGAAUUCUGAAAAAGUUUAUCAGGUUGGAGGCUUUAUAUCAUCGAACUUAAAAGCGAUUCGCGACUCAACGGAUAGUAGCCGAGAACAACAAAAGUACCAUUUGUCUAAUAUCCGAGUAAAUAAGCAGUUCCCUAAGGAUAUAAGACGCUACAGUUUUAAUAAUGAAAUUUCUUAUAAUAUUGAUGCCCUAGGUUUUGGAGCAAGCUCUGACUAUAAAUUAAUUUAUUCACAACAUGGAUUUUUGCCCCGAUCCUCACGAAUUAAUGUAACAACUGAACUUUUUGGAACUCAUUUCAAUAUUUUUGAAGCAAGCAUACGCCAAGAAAAUUUGGAGAAUGUUUUGGAGUAUUAUCUAGGCCCAAAAGGUCUGCUAAAUAAGGAUUUCGAUGAAAUUGUAAAGCUUAUUGAAGUAGGAAAUGCCGGAGGCGGGCGUGCUAAGCGGUCAAUCGCAGAUGAUGCAGCAAAGAUAUCAAAAAAAUAUAAAAAUUAUGGCAAUAAAAUUUCGCGAGAUAUAAAUCUAGAUCUAUCAUUAAAGCUGUUUGGCUCGGAAUUAGCUUUUCUUAGUUUCGGGGAAAACAUUCCGAAUACGUUAGAUGAUAUCAUAAAUUAUUUUUCUGAUUCAUUUGAAAAGGGGAAAAAGGAAUUGUCUGCAUUUGAAAAAAAUUUUGCGUAUCAUAACUUAUUUUUAGAUUCAGACCUCACAUAUCCAACAAGUAUUGGAAUACCCCUCGAAUUUACAGCUCAAGGAUUCGCAGUCACUAAAUUAGAUUGUGCUGUGAGCUUAGACAUAAACGCAAUUUUGGAACAGAAUUGGCAAAAAGCCAAUUAUAGAUUAAAGAUGGUUCCAAGUGUCGAUUUAAUCGUUAAUCUCCAAGUUGGUUUUAAUGCACAAGUACUGUCUACCGGCCUUCGCAUAGUUUCUACAGCGCAUUCGGCAAGUGGAAAUGAUGUACAUUUUGCUCUUAGUAACGAUGGGGCAGGAUUUAAUUUUGAUGUCGAACUCCCUAGGGAAAAAAUUGAGUUUAUUAACAUAAAAGUUAAUGCGGAACUUUUUAUUGCUGAACAGGACAAGCAAAAAACUAUGGGUCUCAAAAGUACGAAAAAAACCCAAAACGGUCAUCCAAAUGAAAUGUGCUUUAACCAGUUGGAUAUCAUUGGAUUAAACAUCUGUAUUGAAGCAUCAACGAAUUUAAAUGAAAUUCAAGCUAAUAUUGGAAAUAAUGGAAAAGGUCUUUCGACUCGUGACCAUUUUCAUUUAUCCAAACCAUUUAGUUUUGCAAUUUAUUUAACAUCAGAACGUAAAAUUGGAAUAAAAGGAACUCGAAAAAUUAAGCCAUCAGGUAGCCAACAAUGGAAAUUAGAUUUUUCUACUCCAGAGUCAAAGGUUUCACAUGAUAAUAGUAUUACUUUUGAGCUCGGAUCAAAACCACGUAUAUAUGGACGAUUGUCCUUCGACAAUUCCCAGUAUCAUUUGGGAGUUGAAGCUGGACUUAAUAAUGAUAAUCAUGAAUUGGUGGCUUAUGGCCAAUACGAACAAGACAAAGAAGUAAAAAAAUCUAAAAUUGGGUUUACCAAGAAUGGAAAUGAAUACACCCCUCUACUCGAAAUUCAAGGAAGUAAUGGCAUCACUAACCAUAUUUAUGGAUACCAUGCUGAUGGUAAGAUAAUUGUGAAUAAAAUCAGUGAAAAACUGGAAAGAUACAAUUUUGAAAAUUUUAAAGUUUCAAAUGGAAAUAAAGAAUAUUUCGUUUUAAAUGGAUGGACAGAAAUAGGCGCGAGUUCAGUUAAUUCAGACUUAAAAAUUAGUUCAGAGCAGCAGUCCUACUUGGUACAAGGCAAUUUUAAACUGGAAAACGGACAAUAUGCCGGAGGCUUAUUUAUUAGUGACGAACGCUCUCCAGAAAAUGUGUAUGGAAGUUCCGUACAAUUGACGAUUAACGAUCAUUCCUACGAUGUUAAGUUAAAUGCUAAAGCUUUUGCUUGGGCAGUUGACUCGGAUGUAAGCUUUGAGUUUGUAAACGACAUGGAUUCGGUUCGUAAGGGAACUUUUAGACAAAGCACAUACGUUCAAAAUAGGAAUAAACCAAUUGGAGCUUUUACCACCCAAUCGAAUUUUGAUGUGAAUAAGUUUAGUCUUGAUACUGAAUUAUCAUAUGACCAAAAAGUUGGUUCGUUAAAUAUUAAAUAUGAAAGCAAUGAAAACUCGUGGAAAAUGUACGACCUUGAAAUAAUUGCUAAGCUUAAGGAUCAUUCAAUAAAUAUUAUAUCAAAAAAGAAUUUCAACGGUAGCCUAUAUACUAUUGAUAAUGUUUUAACUUCAAGUUGGGGAACUUCAUUCUCUGCGAAAGGAGAAAUAGGCCAAAGGUAUACAGCACAAGAUAUUCAUAUUAAUAUGGAAGGAAAUUUUCAAUUAAGUGGAAAGGAUAAAUAUAAUCAUUGGAUAUUUAAAAUUAUUGGAACCCCUGACAAAACGAACGGCGAGCUGAGAGUUAGCCGGGAUACAACAGAACUCGUUAAAUUUACAAGCGAGUCAUAUCAUCCUCAAGACAAAACAUCCUCCGCAAAGGUAUCUCUUAAUAUUAAAAAUAUAUUAAAUUCUAAAGGUGAGUUCCGCGUAGCUAAAAAUGGAAAGGGCGAGCUUACCGCAACUAUUGAGACUCAAAAAACUGAACCAAAACAUAAGCUCGAUGUUGAAACCAAAUUUCAUAUACUGGCACCCAAAUAUGACAUAGACACGAGCAUUAUUAUUGAUGGUAACAAAAUUCAUUUUAAAUCAGAAAACAACCUUGAAAAGCUAAGAUUUUCUACCAAAAAUGUGGCAGAGGCAAAUGACAAAAAGAUUUCUUUUGAUGCCAAUGGCAGUGUGAAAGGCGAACUGAGAAGCAAUGGAGAAAUUCUGGGAACUUUUUCAUUAAUUAUUCCCGAUGGAAGAAUUAUUGGUGGCGCUAUUAAUCGCAAAAUUGUGACCAAUGUGAAGACUGGUAUAACCCAAGGAAACGUUGAAUUCCAAUUUACUGAUAAGCCUUCUGAAAAAAGUAAACGUACAAUUGAAUUUAAAGGAACGCUUGAGCGCCUUAAUACCAAGACAAAAGAGUUUUCUGUAAUUAGUCAAUUUGUAUAUACUCCAUUCGAUGGAAAAAAAUCUGAGCUGAACUAUCAAAUUAAACACCUACGUAACGGAGAAGCUGGAAGUUUAGAUAUAAGCUGUGCGGCUCACGGCAAUCCAUUUAACCAACCUAUUAAUAUUUCGGUUGCUAUUAGCGAAUACAGCGUAAAUAGCGCAGAAUAUCGCCUCUCCACUGUAUACGGUGAUAUUUUAACAGUUACAUUAAAUGGAAAUUAUGACAAUAAACAAGACCCUGCUACAUAUCAGAUUCAAACCAAGGUUCAAGUUCCAACGUCUAAUAUAAAGUUCAUUGAGUUUAAUAGUCAUGGUAAAAUUUUAAAACCAUCAACAUUCUAUAAAAAUGACCCAUCUACCAUUGAAUUUGCUGCAGAUUUUAAAACUGGUCAAGGUAUUUUUGGUCGCAUCAACACAAAUUUGAAGGGUACAUCACAGGAAGGAAACUAUAAUUUGGAGACCCAAACUAAUAAUAUGGAAUCGCCAUUUAAAUUGCAAGGAAAUUAUUUACGGGAUCAAAAGGGAAGCUUAAAAGAUGGGGACUUAAACAGCAAGCAAAAAUAUGCAGUUAGCACCCAGUAUGGCACACAAUUUUUAAAAACUAAUGUAGAAGUAUCCUAUGGUGCCGCUGCAGCAGAGGUUGUAUAUAAAUUAGACUCAAGCUACGAAUCUGCCAAAGACAUCGAAGUCAAUUUACGUGGUCAAAAGAGUUCCGAUGAUUCGACUUACUUAAUCCUUGCAAAAAUCAAACAAUUUGAUAAAUCAUAUGGCUUGGAUACAAAACUUUUUCAAACACCCCAUAAAAAAGGAUUUGAUAUUCGCAUUGAUUUAAUUAAAGAAAGCCCUAUUAUUAUAUCGAGUAUUAUAGAAUUAUUGGGUGAGCGAAAAGGAAAAUUAACUUUGGAACUACAAAAUAUAAUUGACUUUGAUUUCAAGAUAAGAUCUGAAGCAUCCUACGUAAGCAUCGACGAUUUUUAUAUUGUAAGCGAAUGGUCCUCAAAAAAACUUCUGUUAAAUGGGUACGAGCUGGACGCGCGAGCACAAAGCAAACACUUAAAAGUCCAACUUAAGAAUGCUUCAAAAAUAAUAUUUUUGGGCUCUGCCACCUAUGCACUUAAAAAAGAACAAAAUAAAGCAAUUAUCGAAGGCCAAGGACAAGUACAAUACCAGGGAAAAUCACAAAAUGGUAAUUUUAAAUUAACCAGACAGCAUUACGACAUAACCGCAGAUAAAGAAAUUGGAUUCUCAUAUACAUUUAAUGGAAAUUUUGGAAGUAAAAAUGGCAUAUCUACCAUAAAGAUUACCAACAAAGAAUUUAACACAAAGUUUUCAAUUUGCGAAGAAAAAAAACAAUGUACAAACGUCCAAUUACAAUCAAUUGCGACCGUUGACGAACAAAAUUUAAAUACGGCUCAAUAUUCUACGCUUGUACUAGUUGAUUUGCGUGAACUUGGUUAUCCAUACGAAUUUGAACUAAAAUCACAAAAUAUACAACAAGGAAUAAAGUACCAAUACAAAUUAGAUAGCUUUAUUUCGGGAAAUAAUGUCAAAUACCAAAUCUCUGCCCUCAUCCAGCCCACUUCUUCCAUAUUUAAAAUCACAUUGCCCAAGCGCCAAAUUUCGUUGGAAACUGUGCAAAAGUUUCCAACUGACGGAAAAAUUAUUGGUCACUACGAACAGUCAGCUGCUUUAUACAUUAAUAAGCUUCAACGUCCCAAUGAAGUGUUUCGAAUAGGAACUAUCUUAGAUAUAUCAGGAAUCGACCGAGUUGCUCUUAACGCAAAUGGUAUUUUUAAACUAGAGCAUCCGUCAAUACGACCGUUAAGCAUUUCUGCACGAGUAGAUGCAAACGCCGAACAAGAACAAAUUUUUAAUUCGGAAAUUAUUUUCGAUGUUUUUAGAUUGCCCGAACACAAAGUCAUAGGAUCUAGUAAAGUUCGGAAUUCACGGACCAAAAAUCAUUUUAACUUUGAAACUUUUUCCACUUUUAAGUCGAACGGACUGCAGUUCCAGUAUGAAUUAAACGGCAACGGAGCAGUUAACACCGAAGCCCACGAAUUUAAUAUUAGCCUUGAAUUAAAUAAUGGGAAAGAUAACUUAAAAGCAAUAUCGUUUGGAAGUAUGGAAAAAAUUGAAUUGUCCUUAAGCGAAGCAAAUGAUCAAAUUUUCAGAAUCUUCGUCGAAUUUAAUCAACAAAAAAAAUCAGCAAAAUACAACGCAAAAUUGGAAGCUCUUGACCGAAACAUAAUUGAAAUCAGAAGUGAGAUUCAGCCCUCGUCUGCCAUAGUUACACUUAAGCGUCAAGAUCUCCUUGAUGGUAGCGUAGAAGUAAAAUUGGGAAAGGAAUUUAAAUUCGACAUUUCAAGCAAGGGGAAAGUAUUGUCCAAUGGGCGUGUAGCUUUAGAUCCGACGAAUUUUUUGCAAACGAACUACCAAGCAAAUGAUGAAAAUGUUAAAACAUUUUGGGACAACAUUGAAUCAGAAUUUAAGCAAGAAACCGAUCACAUGACCAAAAGUGUUAGCCAUAAAUUUGAAGUGAUACGAAAUGAAGCAGCAGAAAAGAUAAAGUUGGUCAAAGAGGCUUCUCCUGAUUUUUCGCAACUCAAGAAUACACUAGAAGAAAAUGUAAAUGCUCUUGUUCAUGAGUUAGAAGAAGAUCCAUCAAUAGAAAAAAUAUUUUUUGAAAUACGUACACUAUUGAAAAAUGUUGGUAAUACAAUCGACAAAGUGACAAAUACAAUAAGCGAAGCAUAUGAAAAUAUUAAUAAAUCUCUUUUUAAUGUAUAUGAAAAGCUUAACACACUUUGGAAGGACUCCAUUCUUAAGGUGUGGGAUGACAUUACCUUGACUGCAAAUAAAGUAAUAAAUCAGAUACGUAUAGAGAUUUUCAACGCCUGCAAAAAUGCUUUCCAAGGAUUGCGUAAUGUAAUGGACAAGUAUGGACCGGUACUGAAAAAUUAUGGAAAAGUAAUUUCUGAGUUAAUAAAACCAAUUAACGAAGCACUGCAAGAAAUUAUACAAAAUUUGGUACAAACAGUGGAGGAGGUUAAUAACGACUUUAAAAAAUUUGUUGGAAAGCUUCCAAAUUUUGAAAGCAUUUGUAAUGAGGUCAAUACCAAAAUUAAAAACUUCAAGAUCUUAGAAAAGACACUAGACCUUACUAACUCUAUCUUUGAACAGUUAAAUAUUUUACAUCAAACUCAAGAAACAACGGAAUUCCUGCAAAAACUACAUGAAUAUUUGGAUGCUAAAUUAAAAAAACAAUCAGUCGAUGACCAAAAAUCUCUUAAUGAACUAGGUAAACUAUUUAUCCAGGCCGUUCGGUCCAUUUACAUGUCAAUAAAAAAUACAUCUUCAGAAACUUUUGUCCAUGCAACCGAUUUUCAAGUGUGGAUUAAUUCUAUACCACAGUCCUUAGAGUCUGUGUUUAAACUACCCACAAUACUCUUAUUGCAAUCUAGUACCUUAAACUACAUAUUGAAUGAAAAUUGGGAAAAUAUUUUCUCAAAAAAUUGGUUAAGCUCUUGGAUAUUUUUCAAUAAUUUUGAGCUUAAGGGCCAUAUUGUUGACGGCCAGCAUGUAUUCACCUUUGAUGGUCAACAUUUUGAUUUCCUUGGAAACUGUAAAUACAUUCUUGCACAGGAUAGUGUUAACAACAAUUUUAGUAUAGUAGCUCAAAUCACUAAUGGAAAGCUGAAAGCCAUAACACUCACAGAUGGUGACGGUAAAUUUGCUGAAAUUGCGGAUAGUGGUGCUCUUAAAAUCAACGGAAACUCAGUUGAAUACCCUCAGCAUUUUUCUGGAAUCCAUGCUUGGCGGCGAUAUUAUACUAUACACUUACACUCUGAGUAUGGAGUAUCUUUAAUAUGUACCACAGAUCUUAAAGUUUGCCAUAUAAAAGUCAAUGGAUACUAUACAAGCAAAACUCGGGGACUUUUUGGUAACGGCAACUUUGAGCCAUACGACGAUAACUUACGCAUCGAUGGUACUAUAACUACAGGAUCGGCUGAUUUGGCCAACGAAUACGGUAUCGGAAAAUGUACACCUGUAGCUGCGACCAAUAAUCAAGGAGACAAUCACUUGCGUUCUGAAAUAUGCAGCGAGUUAUUUGGCAUCGAGUCCCCACUAUUUAUUCAUUUUCUUACAAUCGAUUCCAGACCUUUUCGCAAAGCAUGUGAUAUAUCCGUUGGAAAGGUUAGCGAAAAGGAUAUAGAAGAAACUGCAUGUACUUUUGCUUUAGCAUAUGGCUCUGCGGUUAAGUUGGUUAACAAAUGGGUAAUUUUACCUUCACGUUGCAUAAAGUGCAAUGGACCGCCUGGUCAGAGAGAGCUUCGAGAUGAAUUCACCGUAAAACUGCCAAACAAUAAAGCUGACGUUGUUUUUGUCGUCGAUAUUAAUGUAAGUCCUCUUCUUCUGAGUAAUUUAAUUGCUCCAGCAAUUAGUGAUCUUCGAGAAACUCUUAAAGCACGUGGUUUUACUGAUGUGCAAAUUGGUGUUAUUGUAUUUGAUGAAAAAAAGCGUUAUCCAGCUCUACUAACGAGUGAAAAUGGAAAAUUAAACUACAAAGGAAAUCUGUCUGGAAUAAAUCUAAAUACUCCAAAUAACUUCUGUGAUAGUUGUGUGGAAAGAAUAAUACAAGAACAAAGGAUCUUAAAUGUUUACAAUUCCUUUAAAGACAUUCUAAAUAACAUAAUUCCCCAAUCCGACGAAAAGGCUUUUAGUUUAGCCCUGGAUUAUCCAUUCCGUGCUGGCGCAGCAAAAAGCAUUGUUGGCGUACGAAGCGAUUCCUUAGAGUAUAAGAACUUGUCGAAAUUCGUCAGAGCCCAACUUACUGGAUCUCUUACUAAAUUCGAUGGUGCUCUUCUGCAUCUUAUUGGACCUGUCAAAGCACUGGCAGUGGAAGGCAUACCAGGCGAAAAAAUAAUUGGUUUUAACACUCGUUUGGUAGCUACUUUGGAUAGCAAGGAAGUAAAAAAACGGGCAAAAUUACACUUUGAAAAUGAUAUGGGUAUCGAUUUUGUACUCAAUAACGGUGGCUGGAUUUUUUCCACGCAAAACUUUGAUAAAUUUAAGGUAUCAGAUCAAAAGAAGAUGCUAUCACAAAUCACUUCUUCAAUAGCGGAUACUCUAUUUAAAACGGAAAUAAUAAGUGACUGUCAGUGCCUACCGGUUCAUGGUUUACAUGGCCAACAUAAAUGCAUUAACAAAUCAACAACAUUUCUUCCUAACAAAAAGCCGAAAGCAUAAGAAUGUGUAAAAUCAAAAUAUCUUACGAAUACUGUAAAUCAUAUUAACAAUAAAUAAAUAAUCUAUUUCUUGUA